Larimichthys crocea (large yellow croaker) is the source of this 7735-nucleotide messenger RNA. Its product is annotated as protein unc-13 homolog B-like. NCBI's taxonomy places the organism in Eukaryota, Metazoa, Chordata, Actinopteri, Sciaenidae. The record is from RefSeq and is a predicted model, not a curated record. The coding region runs from base 168 to 5483 and encodes 1771 amino acids. The transcript has 32 exons. Gene Ontology annotation, cellular component: neuromuscular junction; plasma membrane; synaptic vesicle membrane. Gene Ontology annotation, molecular function: diacylglycerol binding; calmodulin binding; phospholipid binding. Gene Ontology annotation, biological process: presynaptic dense core vesicle exocytosis; synaptic vesicle priming; synaptic transmission, glutamatergic.
AAGUAUCAUCCUGUGUAGAUGCUGUAUUGUUGGAGAUUGAAGGCAUUCGUUCUAGCAACAAGUCAGGUUCAGGGGUACAUGCUGGAACCUGGUCAGGUGUAGGAUGCAAGGAUGGACAAUCUACCCGCAGAAGGCCAGCUAGUGCUUAUGGUAGUUUAGGGAGUGCAAUGCCAAAGUCUCAUUCAAAUCUGUUUCCUCAAGUCUGCAAUGAGCGCCAUAGCAUCCAUGGAGAAUUACUGUUACCAAGGACAGAAGAGUCUGUUGUGUCCCCAAUUGCUGAAUCAGUGGAUAACCAGGAACUGGAGGAACAAGAGGACAUCUCUGACCACAGCUCAGAUAUCCCAGUAGGUGCCAUAGCAAGAAAACUAAGCUUUGGGUACCUGGAAAGGCAGGAUGGACAAGACUGUCCAAGCACCAGCUCCUUGUCUUCUGGUCAUAGUUCCAAGUCUGAGUCAGAUCUAGAGAGACUAUCCUGUAGUCAUGGAAGAAAGCAGCAACAAGCCGAUGUUGGGGAAGAACAUUGGACUAACACCGGAUUACCACACAUUGCCACUGGGGAAUCUGUAUGGCAUAGGGAAACUGCUUAUCUCCAGGGCAAUAGCCUGGAGGUGCAGGAAGGUCAGAGCCCUCUUUGCUGUGAAGGAGCUGGUAACUGGGAUCACUACAGAGGUGCAGGAGGAUAUGGUACAUCAGGGCAGUGCUCCACAGGAAGCUCAGAACAUCUUUCUGUUCGCUCUGGGAAACAUUAUAACUCACCUGCUAGCAAUUCUAGCAGGGAGGAAUGGCAAUCACGGAGGAGAAGGCCUCAAACACAAUCUGGGAUUCAUGUCCCAAAAGAUACAAGCCUGGAAAACCCCUCUAUAGGAUAUGAUUGUGUUGUAGAUUUUUCCUACCCUCAAAGUUCUGGUUACCAUUCAGUUGAUGUGCAUGAUGGAGAAGCAGGGGAAUUUGACUAUGGUCAAUCAAAUGACCUGAGCUAUACAGUAGACUGUCAAGCUGAGAGUUAUCAGGAAAAUUAUUUAGCCUAUGAAGAGUCUUCAGCAGUGACAUGGGCUGAGGCAUCUUUAUGUACCACUGUAGCUGAUGUGGAUAGGACAUUCAUCCAAGAGAAUGAAGCCAUUAACCAAAGCUUAGAAAACCAACUCCCUCAUCCUGGAAGUGCCGAUGUCCAAGCUGGUGGUUUUACUGUCAAGCGCAUAGGCCGAGCUGUACUUGAUUUUAGCUCUGCCUUGCGGGGGGCAUUGCGCAAACUUGAAGGACCUGGAGCCCAGAAUCCUGGAGAGGAAACAGACUUUGAAAUAGCAAUGCCUUAUGACCUUCCUCCAGCUGAGUUGCCUUCAAAACCUUUAUGUUAUGAGGCACAAUUUGAAUCUGAUAAAACCCCAAAAGGUGAUGUGGUUGACCAUGGUAUUACUGUUGGGGAAUUGAGCAUAAACAGUACUUUAGACAAAUUAGAUACUUUCUCUGUGGAACCUAUGCCUGAAGAAGCCAACAACAGCCUUAUAUUGGAAUCUACAGACAUCUGCCAACAUCCUACCUGUUCGGAAAAGAUUCCCCCUUGCCUAGAAGAACUUUCAAUUUGCCCUGAUCCAAUUUCCAGUAGCACUGCAAUACUGCCUCCACCUGAUGGCCUUACAGAACAACCUGCAGAAGGCCCUGAAAAUGGUCCUACAGAUGGUCCUACAGAUCUAAUGGUUAAAGCCCAGCUUUCGCAAUGCACCACAACAGAAUCCCUCUCUGUCUCCCUCUUGGCUGAUGAACCUAUAGUACCAGGGGAGCAGGGAGAAAAUGAGGUGCCACAGCCAUCCAGCACAGACUUUGUGGCCCCAGUGGAUGAAGCAGAAGGAGAUGAAGCAAAGAAACCCACAGAGAUAAGCCAGAUGGAUGAACGAAGGCUAAAGUGCCUGAGGACCUUUCAGCAGAUUCUGCGGGAGAAAAGGGAAACCAGGCGCAACCUCGCCAGUAUGACCAUGUCGACCUUCUCUCAGGAUGAUUUUGAACCAGAUGGAAGUCAAGAUGGAGAUCAGAGCCGAGAUCAAGAUGGAGACCCCAGCAAGCACCCAUGGGCCAAGCCAGGAGGAAACACACCGUUUGGCAUUGACAGCAUGCCAGACCUCCGCAAGAGGAGGCCGAUUCCACUUGUUAGUGAACUGGCUAUGUCUAUGAUACAGUCCAGGAAAGCUGGACUCGCCCACACAUUGGCCACACGGACCUCUCUGAAAGAUGAAGAGCUUAAAAACCAUGUGUACAAGAAGACUCUGCAGGCUCUGAUCUACCCCAUCUCCUGCACCACGCCACACAAUUUUGAGGUGUGGACUGCCACCACGCCCACCUACUGCUACGAGUGCGAGGGUCUGCUGUGGGGCAUCGCCCGCCAGGGUAUGCGCUGUGCGGAGUGCGGGGUCAAAGUGCACGAGAAAUGCCAAGAGCUGCUGAAUGCUGACUGCCUGCAGAGAGCAGCUGAGAAGAGCUCCAAGACUGGGGCAGAGGACCGGACACAGCACAUUAUCAUGGCAAUGAAGGACAGGAUGAAGAUCCGGGAGAGGAACAAGCCAGAGAUCUUUGAGGAGAUCCGAAAACUGUUUGACAUCACCAAGAUGAUCCAUGCCCAACACAUGAAGAGCAUUAAGCAGAGCGUCCUGGAUGGCACAUCCAAGUGGUCAGCCAAGAUCACCAUCAACAUUGUUAGUGCACAGGGUCUCCAAGCCAAGGACAGGACGGGCUCAAGUGACCCAUACGUCACAAUCCAAGUCGGGAAGACGAAGAAGAGAACAAAGACCAUCUAUGGCAACCUGAACCCAGUCUGGGAGGAAAAAUUCAGCUUCGAGUGCCACAACUCAUCAGAUCGUAUCAAGCUGCGGGUUUGGGAUGAAGACGAUGACAUCAAGUCACGAGUGAAGCAGCGUCUGAAGAGGGAAUCUGACGACUUCUUGGGUCAGAGCAUCAUCGAGGUCCGAACACUGAGUGGAGAGAUGGACGUCUGGUACAACCUGGAAAAGAGAACAGACAAGUCAGCGGUGUCUGGUGCCAUUCGUCUCCAGAUCAGUGUGGAGAUUGAGGGAGAGGAGAAGGUGGCACCCUACCACAUUCAGUACACAUGCCUUCAUGAGAACAUCUUCCACUUCUUGACUAAUGUGGAGGGAGGUGGUGUAGUGAAGAUCCCAGUGGCUCAGGGAGACGAUGCAUGGAAGGUUUACUUUGAUGAGGUGCAGCAGGACAUUGUGGACGAGUUCGCCAUGCGCUAUGGCAUUGAGUCCAUAUACCAGGCCAUGACUCAUUUCUCUUGCCUGUCCUCUAAGUACAUGCUGUCAGGGGUGCCAGCAGUGAUGAGCACCCUGCUGGCCAACAUCAAUGCCUUCUACGCCCACCCCACCGCCUCCACCAAUGUCUCUGCUCCAGCCAGAUUUGCAGCCUCCAACUUCGGGAGAGAUCGUUUUGUGAAGCUCCUGGAUCACUGCACAACUCCUGCGGUUCACAACACACACGACAGCCAGAGUGAUGACGAUGAAGAGGAAGAUGACGAGGAGGAAGAGGAAGAGGAGAAGAAAGAGGAGAGCCAGCAAGAAGAGCCAGGCCCGAGCAUUCAGAAUCUAGACUUUUGGCCUAAACUUAUCACGCUUAUCGUCUCCAUCAUUGAGGAGGACAAGAACUCCUACACACCCAUCAUUAACCAGUUUCCUCAGGAACUCAAUGUGGGUAAAGUCAGUGCUGAGGUCAUGUGGAUGCUGUUCGCUCAAGACAUGAAAUAUGCCCUGGAGGAACAUGAGAAGCAUAAACUCUGUAAGACUGCUGACUACAUGAACCUGCACUUCAAGGUCAAGUGGCUUUACAACGAGUAUGUGAAGGAUCUCCCCGCCUUCACAGACGCUGUGCCUGAGUACCCUGCGUGGUUUCUCCAGUUUGUCCUGGCCUGGCUGGCUGAGAAUGAAGAGGUGUCGAUGGAGUUCAUGCAUGGGGCGCUGGAGAGAGACAAGAGAGAAGGGUUCCAGCAAACAUCUGAGCACGCUCUGUUCUCCAGCUCAGUGGUGGACAUCUUCACUCAGCUUAACCAGAGCUUUGAGAUCAUCAAGAAGCUUGACUGCCCCGACCCCACCGUGGUAGGCCAGUAUAACCGACGCUUUGCAAAGACGAUCACCAAAGUGCUGCUGCAGUACUGUGCCCUGCUGGCCAAGAGCUUUCCCGCCUACUGUGAGAAGGAGAAGAUACCUUGUGUGCUGAUGAACAACAUUCAGCAGAUGAGGGUCCUGUUGGAGAAGAUGUUUGAAUCCAUGGGAGCAAAACAGCUCGACACAGAGGCAGCUGACAUCCUCAAUGAGCUGCAGGUGAAGCUCAACACUGUGCUGGACAACUUCAGCACCAUAUUUGCCAAGAGUUUCCAGGCUCGUAUUAACGGCUGCAUGCGUCAGAUGGCUGAGAUCCUCUACCAGAUCAAAGGACCACCCAGCCACAACACUGCAGAGGCGGAUGCUGACACCAUGCUGAGGCCCCUCAUGGAGUUCCUGGAUGGAAAUCUCAGUAUCUUUGCUGACAUCUGUGAGAAGACAGUGCUGAAGAGGAUCCUGAAGGAUCUGUGGAAGAUCGUCCUGAGCAGCCUGGAGAAGACCAUCGUCCUGCCUCAGAGCAAUGACAGCCUGGGUGCCCAGCUCCUCACAGCAGCAAAAGGACUGUCAAAUCUCAAGGGAGGUGGUGAAGCCAAAACCUUGACACCAAAGCAGUGUAUAAUUAUCGAUGCAGGGCUGGAGACGAUCAAGCAAUACUUCCAUGCAGGAGGAAACGGACUGAAGAAGGCGUUUGUUGAGAAAAGUCCCGAACUGGCUUCACUGCGCUACGCCCUCUCCCUCUACUCCCAGAGCACCGAUGCUCUCAUCAAGACCUUUAUCACCACACAGCAUUCCCAAGUGCAUGAUGGGAUGGGCAUCAGAAUCACUGGCAAUGAGAAGAUUCGACCUGACAGAGGCUCUGGGAUAGAGAAGCCCAUCGGAGAGGCCGUUCUGCAGAUCGACAUGAUGCUCGGGAAGGAACGCAAAGUCAAUGUCAGAGUCAUCGCAGCAAAUGACAUGAAGUGGCAGACAUCAGGGAUGUUCCGGCCUUUCGUUGAGGUCUCCAUGGUUGGUCCCUUCCUGAAUGACAAGAAGCGCAAGUUCACAACAAAAUCCAAGAACAACAGCUGGUCGGCAAAGUUCAACGAGGCUUUCCAGUUUGUUCUUGGUAAGGAGUCCCCAGACUGCUAUGAGCUCCAGGUGACUGUGAAGGACUACUGUUUCGGCCGGGCAGACCGGGUGGUCGGCAUAGCCGUGGUUCAGCUGCGUGAUGUCGCUGAUCGCAAGACCUGCGUGUGCUGGUGUCCACUUGGGCCACGGAUUAAAACCGAUGAGACAGGCAUGACAGUGAUGCGUAUUCUGUCCCAGCGGCCUGCUGACGAGGUGGCCAAAGAGUUUGUCAAGCUGAAAUCUGAAACUCGUCCUGUGGAGGAGGGCAGAUGAGCAGCAGAAACACUGACUCAAGAUUAGACAUUGUUGGUAAUGUUGAUGAGAAACUGACACAGAUCAUGAUCAGAUUUUAGAGUCAGGGCUACGUGUUGUUCACAGCUUUGUCUGGUGCACUGUCAAUAUUCAACAUGGAGAUCUUAAAAGUAGACACAAGCAAGUUGACUAUUUGUCACAGAUAUGCUAAGAAAGACGGAUUUCAUUCAACAGGUACAUUCUGGAAAAUGCUGAAAAAGAAGAACACAUAAUUAUCAGCACCAGUUUAAUAGCUAUGAAGUGACAUAUAUGAGUUUAAAUCACCAACUCGGUGUCAAAACUAGUGAUAGUAAACCUUUUGAUCUUGGGUGCUGACCUCACAAUGCUAAUCCACAGCUUUAAACAUCCUUUCAAUGGAUAAUGGAUUUGUGGCUCUGUCUACCUGACAAUAUGAAAAGAUCUGAACAAGGCUGGACCUGAACAGGAAAUUCUGACUGCUAAUAAAUGACAUGACAAUGACAAUUAAUGAAAAGUAACAGUGAGAUAAGAUGAACUGUUUAAAAAAAACUUGAUUUGGGGAAUUUAGUAGCCAACAAUAAUUCUCCAACUUGACCAAAAGAACAAAAAAAAAAAAAGUUGUUUAUGGCUCUUUUUAAAAGGAUCAUGUGUUAUUUGUUUUUUGUUUUGUUUUUUAUUUUAACAUGGCAACAGAAUUAAGUACAACACAUAUCAGCCACGUCAUGUGUCACAUUCACACUAUUUGACACCAUCAGAUGUAUCACACAUUUAAGAAGAAAUAGCCAGGAUACAUUAGCAGAAAAUUAAAGGUCCAGUGUGUAAGAUGUAGGGGGCUCUAUUUACAUACUAUAGCAGAAAUGGAAUAAAAUGCAGAAGUAUAUUUUCAUUACUGCAUAAUUACCUGAAAAAAAUGUUUCUACAAACUGGUAUAUAUAAUGUUAUCAAAAGAGUUGAUGCAUGCCUAUGCUGGAAAAUACUGUAGGACAGUGACAUGAUUCUAAUGCGUCAAAUGGAAAGUGUGUCACGAUGCUGCUAAUGUGUGUUGCCUUUUAAUGAUGAACUUCCUAACUGAAUAUAUGAAACCUUGAAAAGAAAGAAGAAGAUGACACGCCUUAAAAAAAAAGAUAGCUAUCUACAGAGUUGGCUCACAGUUCUAUAUGGGAUACAGAGAAAACAUUGACUUGUAUAGUGAAAGGAUUUUUGUUUCAGAGGCAAAGAAUUAUGGGUGUAGUAGUUUAAAAUAUCUGACUGACCUCUGGACUGUGGCCUGUCAAACAAAGCGCUGCUUCUCUGCACUGAGAAGAAAUACAGUGUCAGAGGUUUUUAAUUUAGCUCUUCUGUUUUUGCCAAGUGUCAAACUGUGACUGUGACCACUGUUUACCUGUCAACCUGCUCUGAAUAAAAACAACCAAAAGCUGACCAAAAGCCUGUUUUCAGGGGUUAAAUAGUGUGAACACCUUUUUAGAGGACCAGAAAUGGACCUAGAUUUUCUUUUUGUCUAGUUUUAAAAUUGGAUGAGAACAAAGAUUAUUCUAACACCACAGCCUUGUCAUGCAUGCACAGUUAAUGGACCAAUCAUAUGUCUCUAAUUACCUGAUUGGUGUUUUGCAUUAGGGGCACUGCAAACUUGGGCUUGAAUGAAAAAGAAAACAUGCAAGCAGGUUGUUUAACUACCUGGUGUGACUGGGUUUGAUCCACACUCUCGUCUGUUUACUACGUGCCAAGGAACGCAAGUGUUCAGUGAGCCAUGUUGAACUAGCUCUCUUUACGUAUUUUGGGUUGUUUGCGGACAGAUGUGGCCAUUGUAGAUGUCCCACUUUUACCAAAAUUAGCUGCAUUUUGGCUCCAAACUCAAGUGGAUGUGAUCGAUAGAGUUUAGACGAGAUAGUCUGGAAAGUUGUAUAGUCUUUCUAAAGACUCUGCUGUAUUAAACUGAGCAAACAUUUGUCUGCAGCAGGGUAUAAGGACAUAAAUGGGGGAUCUCUUACAAUGACCGUAGCUGUUGUGACAACUGAACUCUUGCACUCUGUUUAAAAUAACUGUAAGUUUGUAAAAACAUAAAAAAUAAUAAUGAAAGCCUACAACCAGAGCAUGUAUUUAUUGUAUACAAAGUCAACUAGAAUUGUGAUCUUUUUCAUGUAUGUAUUGUGAAAUAUGAAGAUUUAUCAAAUGUAUGUAGUUAUCAUUAUUCUAAUGUGAUAUAUGUUGAAUAUACUUGUAACAAUAUUUUGUAUAUAAAAUAUUUAUGAAUCAAG